Molecule: messenger RNA, 1134 nt
Organism: Paraglomus occultum
Lineage: Eukaryota; Fungi; Glomeromycota; Glomeromycetes; Paraglomerales; Paraglomeraceae
Source: the annotation of a GenBank genome assembly
AUGGGUAUCCUAGAAAAAAUAGCAGAGAUCGAGAAGGAAAUUUCUCGGACUCAAAAGAAUAAAGCAACCGAGCAUCAUUUGGGCUUGUUAAAGGCCAAAUUAGCACAGUAUAGAGUUCAAUUACUUGAACCACCAAAAGGGAGCUCUAAGUCGGGCGAAGGUUUCGAUGUAAUGAAAUCAGGGGAUGCACGAGUAGUCUUGAUUGGCUUUCCAUCAGUUGGUAAAUCGACACUGUUAAAUAAGCUGACGAAAACUCGUUCAGAAGCUGGAGCGUAUGAAUUUACAACCUUGACCUGUAUUCCUGGAAAAAUUGAAUACAAUGGAGCGAACAUCCAGUUACUUGAUCUUCCGGGGAUUAUUGAAGGAGCAGCACAAGGGAGGGGACGUGGUCGGCAGGUAGUUGCUGUUGCCAAGACUGCAGAUUUGAUUGUUAUGUUAUUGGAUGCAACAAAGUCCCAUCAACAGAGGGCUCUGUUAGAGAAGGAAUUAGAGGCGGUUGGCAUAAGGCUGAAUAAAUCCAAGCCAAACGUGUAUUUCAAAGCAAGUAUAGACUUUUGCUCCAUCACUGUCAAGAGAGGUGGUGGAAUAAGCUUUGUUUCGACUUUCAGGCUAACUCAUUUGACCGAGAAGUUGGUCUAUCAAAUUCUUCACGGUUAUAAAAUAUUCAAUGCUGAAAUUUUGGUACGCGAAGACGUUACUGUGGAUGAGUUUAUUGAUGUAAUUUUGGGAAACAGAAAGUAUGUUAAAUGCCUCUAUUGUUAUAACAAGAUCGAUUCAAUAACUGUAGAAGAAUUGGAUAAAAUUGCACGAGAACCGAACACUGUUGUAAUUAGGCAUGUAGACUGUGAACUGGAUUUAAACCUUCGGCAUCUGUUGGAUCAGAUAUGGAAAUAUCUUGACUUGAUACGUAUAUAUACGAAACGAAGAGGAGAAUUUCCUGAUUUAGAAGGCGGUCUCAUUAUGAGGAAUGGUGCGAAUGUUGAGCAUGUGUGCCAUGCUAUUCACAGAUCGCUCGCGCAUGAGUUUCGUUAUGCUCUUGUUUGGGGAAGGUCUGCUAAACAUAAUCCACAACGCGUUGGAUUAUCACACGUAAUGGAGAACGAAGACGUAAUUCAAGUUGUCAAGAAAAAAUAA